Molecule: messenger RNA, 1603 nt
Organism: Mycetomoellerius zeteki
Lineage: Eukaryota; Metazoa; Arthropoda; Insecta; Hymenoptera; Formicidae
Product: pre-mRNA-splicing factor CWC25 homolog
Exons: 6
Coding region: 54-1538 (494 amino acids)
Biological process (GO): mRNA splicing, via spliceosome
Cellular component (GO): U2-type spliceosomal complex
Source: RefSeq, a predicted model, not a curated record
AUAUCAGUGUAUUAUUUUAUUGUGAAAAUUUUAUCUAACAUUGCUGCAACACGAUGGGAGGCGGAGACUUAAAUUUGAAAAAGUCAUGGCAUCCGUCUACCAUGAAGAACAUCGAGAAAGUAAGGAAGGCGGAGCAGCAAAAUGAUCAAGAGAAUAAGCGGAUAGCAGAGUUGAAAAGGGAAAUUGAAAUGGAGAAAGAUUUGGAAGACAUAAAAAAAUAUGCUGUAGAACAAGGUGUAAUAGAGAAAAAGGAUGAUAAGAAAUUAGACUGGAUGUAUAAAGGGCCAAAUCAAACAAUUAACAGAGAGGAGUAUUUGUUAGGAAGACCAGUUGAUAAGGCUUUUGAGCAAAUGCAACAGGCAGAAAAAGAUUCAGAGAUGAAUAGAAUGCCAAAAAAUCAUGUUGAAUAUGAAUGUAUUCCACCAUCGCUGCGAUUUUUCUCUGGUAACGAACAAGUUGAUUUGGCUAGAAAAAUACAAGAAGAUCCUUUAUAUUCCAUAAAGAAGAAAGAAAUGGAAACAAGGAAUCAACUUUUGAAAAAUCCUGUUAAAUUAAAACAACUCAAGGAAUUGCUCGAGCAACAAUCAUCCAAAAAUAAAAGUGAAAAGAAGAAAAAGAAGUUGAAGCAGAGUGAUAGUAGCGAGGAUGAGGCUAAGUUGGAUAUUUUAUUAGCCACUAAGUAUAAACAAUUGAAAGAUAAUAUCAGUGAAAAAGAUUUGCUAAAAUCGAUGAAGAAAAUAAAACAUAAGCGAACGAAAAAGUCAAAGAAGCAUCGUAAUUCUGACAGCGAAACAGACAGCAGUAAUGAUGACACUUCUGUUAAAAAAAGACGACACAAACGAAGAAAACAAAAGAAAAAUAGAAGUGAUAGUGAUGACAGUACUGAUAGUAAUAGCAAGAACAUCACUAAACGUGAGACAGAAAAUAAAACGGAAUAUGAUAGGAAAUAUUCGAGAAACGAUACAAAAUUAGAUGAUAUCAAGAAACAAGAUAGAAAAAGAAAAUUGAGUGAAGAUAGAAACUUGAAGUACAAAAGAAGCCAAAAGUAUGGAGAAGAAGAUAAUAAGAACAAUAAACGGCAACGAUAUGAUAAUAAACAAAGAGAUGACUCAAGAAAUAAAUACAAUGAUAAAAGAAGAUACUCAGUGGAGAAGGAAACAACGAUAUCUAAUAGCGGAAAAACAUCAGCCGUUAAAUCUACCUCCAAUACUGAUCACAUUAAAUUUAAGGAUAGAAAAGAAGAAAAAUACAGACCAAAAACAAGACCAAGUCUUACCGAGGAGGAAAAGGAACAGCGGCGAAAAGAGAUGAUGGCAAACGCAGUGUGGCGUGAUAAAGAAAGAGAGAAAAAUGUGAAAAUGUAUCGCGAACAAGAGAAGAAAGAAGAUCAAAAUAUUACAUCGAAUAAUAAGGAUUUUAUUAGAAAACAAUUGGUCGUUGCAACAGAAGUGGGUACUGUCGCGUCUAGGAUCAAAGCUAACAUUAACAAUAUACAACGUUCUGGACGAGCAAUGGAUACAAAUUUCGCUAAAAGAUGAUUUUAACUCCAGUUAUAUAUAUAUUUUGUACAGUUACUUUGUACUAGCAAGUUUUUAUGUAAAAA